Iphiclides podalirius (scarce swallowtail) is the source of this 908-nucleotide messenger RNA. The record is from the annotation of a GenBank genome assembly. NCBI's taxonomy places the organism in Eukaryota, Metazoa, Arthropoda, Insecta, Lepidoptera, Papilionidae.
AACUGGUUUCGAAGAAAAUGUCGGUGAUCACAGAUUCAAUAGACCUCGAGAAGGAGUACUCGCCGAGUAUGUGGUCUACAAGGUUCUCCACGGCGCAGGAGGUGCUGCAACAUCAUGUACAAUUUGUCACUGCAGCCAGCGAAAAGGCAACCAAUAACAUUCCCCAUAAAUUGGAAAUCGAAUAUGGUUCUACCCCCGGGCAGAAAUUGGACAUUUUGGGCACAGAUUUGCCAAACGAUUCCCCCAUACUGGUAUACGUUCAUGGCGGUUACUGGCAAGAGCUAUCCCGGGAGGUGUCCAGGUAUCCAGCACAGCCUCUGUACCGUUCCCGUAUCAAGACCAUCGUGAUUGGCUACGAUCUGUGCCCGGCCUUCACCUUGCCCGAACUAGUGCACCAGGUCGAGAAAGCUGCAAGAUUCGUAUUUGAAUACGCCGAGAAGAUGGGUUCAAGAGGCGUCUACUUCGCGGGUCACUCGGCGGGUGCUCACCUAGUGGCGAAGCUGCUCAGCAACGCCGACUUCUUCGAGAACAAUCCGGGCUCGCGUCUCUUGCAAGGAGCAUUCCUCAUAUCGGGAGUGUACGAUUUACGAGAACUGGUCCACACGUCAGUGAACGACGCGGUACAGCUUCCGCACGAGUGGGCGGUGCCCCUGUCACCGCUGUUCGAUUGCUUCACGCAUCUGCAGGCGAGGAGGACCAGGGUUUACAUCCUCGCCGCGCAAAACGACAGCCCCGCCUUCAAGAAGCAGUCGAGGGAGUUCUACGAGCUCCUCCACAACACCUGCUUGAUGCAACACAUGUAUUUGGAGAUAAAAGACGACCUCGAUCACUUCGAUAUCGUGGAGUGCCUCGCCGAAGAGGACAACUACCUUAAGAACCUGAUGGUGCACGACGUGCGGAAACACCUG